This is a messenger RNA of Delphinapterus leucas (beluga whale), 900 nucleotides long. It is a transcript of the gene ZFP42, whose product is annotated as ZFP42 zinc finger protein. Gene Ontology annotation, biological process: regulation of transcription by RNA polymerase II. Gene Ontology annotation, molecular function: DNA-binding transcription factor activity, RNA polymerase II-specific; RNA polymerase II cis-regulatory region sequence-specific DNA binding. Lineage: Eukaryota; Metazoa; Chordata; Mammalia; Artiodactyla; Monodontidae. The record is from RefSeq and is a predicted model, not a curated record. Gene Ontology annotation, cellular component: chromatin; transcription regulator complex; PcG protein complex.
AUGGACCAGAAACUGAAGAAAAGGGAAAAGACAUUUGGCCAGAAAGGCCUUGGUAGAAGAGCCGUCAGUGGGGACAAGUCACCGCCAGCCCCGCAGAAACCUCCUGACACGACGUGGACCUUAUGUGAUGAGGAAGUGUGCUAUGAGACUAGCUUUCGGGUUGUUGAAGAGGAUUCCUUCUCUGACUGUUACAUAGAAUGCAUAAUAAGAGGUGAGUUUUCUGAACCUAUCAUGGAAGAGGACUCACUUCUUAAGUCCUUUGACUGUCUGAAACAAGGAUCAGAAAAAGAGCUUUCUCAACAGGUUCUUACGGCAAGCUCACUUCUUGAACGUUCCUUGGAAUACAUGAAAAAGGGGGCAAAACAAGAACUUCCUCAACAGUUUGGUGGAGAGAAUUCACUUCUUGAGUCUUCUGAGUACAUGACAGGCAAGAAGCUUCCUCCUGGAGAAAUACCCAGCAUUGACUUUCCAGAUCCUAAACAGCUCACGGAAUGUACUAAAAUGAAGCCAAGUACAAAUAAAGAAUAUGCUCCAGAAAAAAUUGUUUGUCCUGAGAGUGGAUGCAUAAGAGAGUUCAAGAAUAGAGCAUCCCUGAGAAAGCAUCUCCGAGUUCAUAGUCCCCGAGAUCACGUAUGUGCAGAAUGUGGGAAAGCCUUCAAGGAGAGCGCAAAACUAAAAAGACAUUUUCUGGUUCAUACUGGAGAGAAGCCAUUUCCGUGUACUUUCGAAGGGUGCGGAAAACGUUUUUCCCUGUCCUUCAAUUUGCGUACACAUGUGCGCAUCCACACUGGGGAGAAACCUUUUGUAUGUCCCUUUGAAGGCUGUCUCAAGAAGUUUAUUCAGUCAAAUAACAUGAAAGCGCACCUCUUAACUCAUGCAAAGGCCGAAAUGAGUCAAUGA